Messenger RNA from Galdieria sulphuraria, 2601 nucleotides. Its product is annotated as F-type H+-transporting ATPase subunit a. The record is from RefSeq and is a predicted model, not a curated record. The coding region runs from base 31 to 2571 and encodes 846 amino acids. Gene Ontology annotation, biological process: vacuolar acidification; proton transmembrane transport. Gene Ontology annotation, cellular component: vacuolar proton-transporting V-type ATPase, V0 domain; vacuolar proton-transporting V-type ATPase complex. Gene Ontology annotation, molecular function: ATPase binding; proton-transporting ATPase activity, rotational mechanism. NCBI's taxonomy places the organism in Eukaryota, Rhodophyta, Bangiophyceae, Galdieriales, Galdieriaceae. The transcript is spliced from 5 exons.
GAUAGAGUGGGGUUCUCAUAAGCCUUCACAAUGACUUGUCUAUUUCGUUCUGUGGAAAUGGUCAAAGUGCGACUUUUUAUAGACCGCUCUGCAGCUAGAGCUACUUUGGAAGGAAUAGGAGAACACGGUCUAUUGCAACUGGAAGACCUAAACCAAAACAAAUCGGAAUUCCAAAGGUCUUUCUCGAGUGGUAUUCGACAAUGUCUAGAAAUGCAACGGAAACUAAGAGCAUUGGAAGUGGACGUACGGGAGUGUUUUCCCUCAAGGUCUUUCAACAACAACGAUUCAGUUUCAAGAGAAGAGUUGAACUCAAUCACACUGGAUGAGUUAGAUAGACACUUGUCAAACCUGGAGGAAACUGUACAGGAGAUGAAUAUGCACUGGAAGUCACUGAAUUCUCACCGACAGCAGUUAUUGGAACACCAUUAUGUGUUGGUAUUAGGUUCGCACCUUUUCAGGCCAGGAUAUUUGAGCCUCAUGAGCGAGGAAAGCAGUCAUGUAAAUGGAAAUGCAUCAAGCAUGAAUGUAAAGUUGAAACCAAACUAUACUCCAGUGGAUAUGGAGACAACUUUCCUUCGACUCAUUGCAGGAGUUAUUUCUUUGCCAGCACUCCCUUUGUUUCAAAGACUUGUAUUUCGUAUAGCUCGAGGCAAUUGUUUAUGUCGUUUUUCAGAAAUUGAAGAAGUGUUUUAUGAUGAGGAGAAGAAGGAGAAUGUUCGUAGCUCUGUAUUUGUUAUUUUCUGUCCAGGAAAGGAAUUGGGCCUCAAAAUACAAAAACUUUGUGAAGCGUUUGGUGCACACUUGUAUCACUUACCAGAUGAUGAGAUUACACGCCGUUCGUUAUUAGCACAAGUCUCGAAUCGUCUGCAAGAUAUAGAGACCGUUGUAGGAACAACGCAUUCCCAACGUCUUCAGACUUUGAGUGAAAUUGGAGCAAAGCUUGCUUUAUGGUCAGAGAAAGUUUUAAGAGAAAAGGCAAUAUUUCAUUGCAUGAAUAUGUUAAAUUAUGACACAAGUCGUAAUAUAUACAUAGCAGAAGGUUGGACUCCAAAAGAUGAACUUGAACAACUUGAGUCGCUGCUUCAUGAAGGUUGUAGACUUUCUCGAGCACAAGUCUCAUCUGUAUUGGAACAUCAUGUAUCAGAUAAUGUUCCUCCAACCUAUUUUAGAACCAACAAGUUUACUGUAGUAUUUCAGAAUAUCGUGGAAUCCUAUGGAGUUGCUUCUUAUCGAGAAUUGAAUCCUGCAUGUUUUACUAUCAUUACUUUUCCUUUUCUUUUUGCAGUCAUGUUUGGCGAUGUUGGACAUGGUUUAUUGAUGUGUUUGUUUGCCUUGUAUUUGAUUCUCUUCGAAAAGAAGCUCGGAAGGAAAACUUUAAAUGAAAUAUUGCAGUUUUGUUAUGAUGGUCGUUAUAUAAUAUUACUUAUGGGCAUUUUCUCGUUAUAUACCGGUUUGAUAUAUAACGAAUUUUUCGGAGUGGCUAUGAAUCUGUUUGGUUCUCGAUGGAAAUUUAAUUCCUCUUCCAACUUUGCUUGCGGGAUUGAUAAUUGUGUAGAUUCUUCGCAAUCUUUACCUCCUCGAAAUAUUUAUCCUAUAGGUUUCGAUCCAAUAUGGAGUCAAGCAUCGAAUGGUUUGACUUUUUUCAAUUCUUACAAGAUGAAGUUGAGCAUUGUUUUGGGAGUCUUCCAAAUGGUGAUGGGUAUAUUUUUGUCCUAUUUGAACGCACGAUAUUUUCAGAGAAGCUUGGACAUCUAUCAUGUUUUUUUACCUCAAAUGAUAUUUAUGAAUGCCAUUUUCGGGUACCUUGUGAUUAUUAUCUUUGUGAAAUGGUCUAUCAACUGGAACUCUACUUCUUGUCAGUCCAAUCCUUCCUGUAGUCCUCCUGACCUGAAACAAAUUCUCAUUGGCAUGUUUAUGAAUCCAGGUUAUCUGCCUUUGGAUAUGCAACUGUUCCGUGGACAAAAGAUUGUACAAAUUUUACUAUUGGUUUGUGCUAUAGUAUCCGUUCCAUGGAUGUUGCUUCCGAAACCUUUAAUUCUUCGUAAAAGAUACAAGAGACUAGAGAAUAGUCAACCAUUUGUGAGUAGAGAAUUUCGACAUUCCGAUCAUGAAAUGAAUGGAAAUUCCAACACUGGUCAUUCCUCCGAGUCUGAAGAAGAAGCAGCAGAAAGUAAGGUCAAAAGUUCAUCCUCUAUAGAAAAGGAAGAGUUUGACUUUGGAGAAAUUUUUGUUCAUCAAAUGAUUCACACCAUUGAGUUUGUAUUGGGAGCUGUGAGUAAUACAGCGAGUUAUUUACGACUGUGGGCAUUAAGUUUGGCACAUUCUGAACUCAGUGAAGUUUUCUUGGAAAAGGUAUUAUAUGGUGCGAUGGCUUUGAAUAAUUCUUUUGCUGUAUUUCUGGGUUUUCUGGUGUGGUUUGGACUUACUAUUGGUGUGUUGUGUUUGAUGGAGUCAUUGUCUGCAUUUCUACAUGCACUUCGACUUCACUGGGUGGAGUUUCAAAACAAGUUUUAUAAUCUGCAAGGUGAUGGUAGAAAGUUUGUUCCUUUUAGUUUUAAAAGUAUAAAAUGAUGAAUCAUAAAGAAAGGGAAAGCAUUUGGU